AUGCCUUCUUUUCAAGGCGUUGAAGUUGCUAUUGUGACUGAGCCUGGGUCCAAAAAGCUUCCUGAAUUUCCCCUAUCGAAUUCGCACCAGACUCAGGAAUUUAGACCCCGAAUAUCUGUCUAUAUUCCUUCAGAGCCAGGUACUCAUUUCGGGAUUCAUUACGCACUCAAUAAAGUGGUGAAGCCACCACCUUACUUUUAUUUCAAAAUAUUCAUAAAUGGCAGAAGCGUCGCGAAUUGCGGCGCGGAUUCUCUUACUCAAGCCUCGGGCUCUAUUGUGCGCUCACUAUGUGUACCGAGUGACCGCUGGAAGUACAAGGAAGACGGUGUGCUGUACAUCAGAGAAGGCAUAGAAGCUCGUUGUUUCGGCUUCCUUCCAACUGGACACAAAUCAAUCGCAGAGGAGGGCGGGUUUAUCGAGGUCCAAAUCUUUCGUGCCAAAGGGAGAAUUCGAAGACUCCCCGUUUUGGAGAAGCACCGUGGCCAGGAGACUUAUGGUAUCGGGUCACCUUCAGGUGGAUUGCUAGAUUCACCCGACGAAGCCCGUUACUAUGACUGGAUUCUCAUCGACCCUAAGGAAUCCCCCUUUGUCACAUUUCGCUUUCACUACCGCACCUGGUCGAAUCUGUACCAGCUGAGCCUGGCACCUCGCCCCGACAAGCUGGAUAUAUCGUCGACACACGCCGAAAAGGGCUCUGCGGGGAGUACAAAAACCGGGGGGCCGAGCGGUACACCAUCUUACUACAAAACAACCAGCGCGUCACUUCCGAAAUUGAGCUCGGAAGAGACAAACCGCUUCAAGUCAGAUCAGGGCAUAUCUUCCUCGUCAUCCGAUUCAUCUAUACGACUUCGUGGAAUAAUCAAGACCGCUCCUGUAAUACUACCGCCAAGCCACCCUACUCGCCCUCUGCCAGAAAUCCCGAUCAAGAAACCGAUUGCUUAUAAAGAUGCUGGUCGUCCUGUGCUGGCUUACACAUGUUCUUCUUUAUCCGAUAUUUCAGAGGAGACAGAAGACACCGAGACGAGUAUCACAGCCAUCUUGCCCGCACCAUCAGAUUCCCCUCGCAGCAACGAGCAUGGGAUAUCAGAGUGUCGCCAAACCAAGAACUCUCCGGUCCCAUCACUUCUCGAGGAUCUCACCAACCCUAAUGGCCAAGAACCCCCAAUCGAGAAAUCCGAAGAUGACGACGUAACAGAGACGAAGGAACCGAGUGCCAAGCCAGAGAUUGAACGUACUGGGCCGUCUUCUGAUACGGCAUCCAAGGUUGCCAAAGCGGAACUUUGA
Molecule: messenger RNA, 1284 nt
Organism: Fusarium poae
Lineage: Eukaryota; Fungi; Ascomycota; Sordariomycetes; Hypocreales; Nectriaceae
Exons: 3
Coding region: 1-1284 (427 amino acids)
Source: RefSeq, a predicted model, not a curated record